Messenger RNA from Theobroma umbraticum, 2388 nucleotides. Its product is annotated as low affinity sulfate transporter 3-like. Lineage: Eukaryota; Viridiplantae; Streptophyta; Magnoliopsida; Malvales; Malvaceae. Gene Ontology annotation, cellular component: membrane. The record is from RefSeq and is a predicted model, not a curated record. Gene Ontology annotation, molecular function: secondary active sulfate transmembrane transporter activity. Gene Ontology annotation, biological process: sulfate transmembrane transport.
AACAUUCUCACACUCUAAACACAAUUCAUAAACUGUACUUUGUUUUCAGUAUUUUCCAAUUAUUAUGGAGUGGUUAUGUUUCUAGUAUCAUAUAACAUAUAGCUAGCUCAGCGAGUGAGUUCACUCAAACACUUCAAACAAUUAUGGGUUCCUUGCCUAACGAGACCUUCUCUGUGGAGGAGCAGCAGCAGCAGCUAGCCCUGGAGGAUGCCUGUCGAACUGAGAGAAAAAAGUGGUUGAUCAAUUCACCUGACCCUCCUAGUUUAUGGCAGGAACUUGUUAGUGCUAUCAGAGGAAGUGUCUUUCCUCGUGGAAGAAAGCACUCCUCAUCGACCGGGGGGAGACAUGCCGCUGCCAUGUCAUUCCUCCAAGGUCUAUUUCCACUCCUCAGCUGGGGAAGGACUUACAAGGCUUCAAAAUUUAAGCAUGAUUUAAUGGCGGGUUUAACUCUUGCAAGUCUUAGCAUUCCUCAGAGUAUUGGAUAUGCUAAUUUAGCGAAACUUGAUCCUGAAUACGGCCUAUACACAAGUGUCGUCCCGCCUCUUAUUUAUGCUUUAAUGGGGAGUUCGAGAGAGAUAGCUAUCGGACCGGUGGCUGUGGUUUCAAUGCUGCUAUCUUCCAUGAUUCCAAACCUGGUGGAUCCUGCAGCUGACCCCAUUGGGUACAGAAGGCUAGUAUUCACUGUGACAUUCUUUGCUGGAACUUUCCAAGCCAUAUUUGGAUUGUUCAGAUUGGGCUUCCUUGUGGAUUUUCUUUCACAUGCUGCAAUUGUUGGAUUCAUGGCGGGUGCAGCCAUCGUCAUAGGCCUUCAGCAACUUAAGGGACUAUUUGGAAUGAGUCACUUCACCACUAAAACCGAUGUGAUAUCAGUCUUGCACUCGGUUAUCAAAUCAGUUCAACAUGAAUGGUAUCCUCUGAAUUUCGUCCUCGGUUGUUUAUUCCUGGUGUUCCUCCUAGUCGCCAGGUUUAUCGGAAGAAGAAACAAAAAACUCUUCUGGUUCCCAGCAAUCGCUCCUCUUAUAUCAGUCAUAUUAUCUACCCUGAUAGUGUAUCUUACCAAAGCUGAUAAGCAUGGGGUAAAGGUAGUAAAACACAUAAAAGGAGGCCUAAAUCCGAGUUCACUCCAUCAGUUACAGUUUGAAGGCCCCCAUGUUGCAGAAGCAGCCAAAAUUGGUUUAAUUACUGCUAUUGUUGCUCUUACUGAAGCCAUCGCAGUUGGUCGAUCAUUUGCUUCAAUCAAAGGAUACCAUUUAGAUGGGAACAAAGAAAUGAUGGCCAUGGGUUUCAUGAACCUUGCAGGAUCUCUGACUUCUUGUUAUGUGGCAACUGGUUCAUUUUCUAGGACUGCUGUGAAUUUCAGUGCGGGCUGCCAGACUGUGGUGUCAAAUAUAGUUAUGGCCGUCACAGUGCUACUGUCACUGGAGUUGUUUACCAGGCUUUUGUAUUACACUCCCAUUGCCAUCCUUGCUUCCAUCAUUCUGUCUGCACUUCCUGGGCUUAUUGACAUUAAUGAAGCUUACUAUAUCUGGAAGGUUGACAAACUAGACUUCCUAGCUUGCAUUGGUGCCUUUUUUGGAGUCUUGUUCGCAUCGGUGGAGAUUGGUCUUCUAGCUGCGGUAACUAUCUCAUUUGCCAAGAUAUUGCUGAAUUCCAUUCGACCAGCCAUUCAACAAUUAGGAAGACUACCAAGAACAGAUAUCUUCUGUGAGAUUGAUCAAUAUCCCAUGGCCAUUAAAACUCCAGGCAUCUUGACACUUCGCGUAAACUCUGCAUUACUUUGCUUUGCCAAUGCCAAUUUUCUCAGAGAAAGAAUAAUAAGUUGCGUGACAGAGGAAGAAAAUGAAACAGAAGAAACCGCAAAAGGCAGAGUUCAAAUCUUAAUCCUCGACAUGUCCAAUGUGAUGAACAUUGACACUUCUGGAAUUGUGGCACUCGAAGAGCUGCACAACAAGCUGAAUUCAUCAGGCAUAAAAUUGGCAAUGGUGAACCUAAGGUGGCAAGCCAUACACAAGCUAAAGCUAGCAAAAUUUAUGGAGAAGAUUGGAGCAGAAUGGAUUUUCCUCACUGUUGGUGAAGCUGUGGAAGAAUGCCUUGCUUCUAAAUUAGAAAGCACCAACAACUGCUAAAAGCUCCAUAUAUAUAUAGCUAGGUUUCGAUUCCAGUUCUUGAUUAAUGAUUUUUAAUCAAGAACUUCACUUAAAAGAAUUUGAAUAAAGUAUGCCUAUAUAUGCUAAUGUAGCCUUUGUGGAUGCUAAUAAUUGGCUCCUUUAAUUUGUAUUGGUUUGAUCAUGGAAGUCAGAAGCUUUUUUAUCUAUCUGCAGCGUGGCCUAGAUUAUGCAGACAUGUAAAACAUGUUGUAUGAUAUCAUGGCUAGCAGUUUUUUCCUUU